ACUCUCUGCUGGACCUCGGGGACCUGACCUACGGCGGACGCUUCACCUUCGAGCCGUCUGUCUCCUCUUGUGGAGGUUUGUGGGCGGAGCCUCUGCUCAGCCUGUUGUCUGGGUUUGUGGGUGUUGCAGCCCCGCCCUCUUCAGUGACAUCAUCAGUGAAGUCCAACUCCUCCGUCUUCUCUGAGACGUCCACAUCCCCCCUCCCUCCUCCUGACGCCCCCCAGAGUCCGCAGCCCACCUACCCCCCCUCCUGUGGGGGCAUGGCGCCCGUGUUGUCGGACCACCUGCAGCCAGAUGGGGUUCAGAAACCUCUGCUCCCGCCGCUCACGCCGCUGCCCACCAUCAAAGCCUUCUCCUCACAGUUCCAGCCUCACGGCGCCGCCCGCCCGAACAGGAAGUCCCCCGCACGCCGGCCAUGCAAGACCCCGCCCCACGAGCGCCCGUACGCCUGCCCUGCCCACGGCUGCGACAGACGCUUCUCCCGCUCCGACGAGCUGACGCGUCACGUGCGCGUGCACACGGGCCAGAAGCCCUUCCUGUGUCAGAUCUGCAUGCGCAGCUUCAGCCGCAGCGACCACCUGACCACGCACAUCCGCACGCACACCGGUGAGAAGCCCUUCGCCUGCGCCCAGUGUGACCACAGGUUCGCCCGCAGCGACGAGCGCAGACGCCACGCCAAGGUCCACCAGAGGCAGCAAGACCGCAGCUCCGCCCCUUCACCACGUAGGCCUGCCCCCUCUCCCCGCAGCUCCACCCUCAACACACAGCUCCACCCCCUCAUCC
Molecule: messenger RNA, 783 nt
Organism: Austrofundulus limnaeus
Lineage: Eukaryota; Metazoa; Chordata; Actinopteri; Cyprinodontiformes; Rivulidae
Product: early growth response protein 1
Biological process (GO): regulation of transcription by RNA polymerase II
Molecular function (GO): DNA-binding transcription factor activity, RNA polymerase II-specific; RNA polymerase II cis-regulatory region sequence-specific DNA binding
Source: RefSeq, a predicted model, not a curated record